GUGGUGGAAAAAGUGCUCGCAGAAGAAAACACAGAGAUCGGCGACGGCGAUUGGUUUCCACAGUUCAAAUUCUGAAGAUUCCCAAUAGGACGAUAUGGUCAAUGCAACCAAAGGACUGUGCAUCACCUGUGACAUACCAAUGGCACAAUUCAUAAUCAACAUGAACAAUUCGCUGCCUGCGUCGCAGAAAUUCAUAAUACACGUUUUGGAUAGCACCCAUUUGUUUGUGCAACCCAAUGCGGCUGAGAUGAUACGAGGUGCCAUUGCAGAGUUUAGAGACCGAAAUUCCUAUGAGAAGCCUGCUUAAAUAGUUUCAUUUGUUCCCCCAAUCUUCAUUUACAUUAGUAUUUUCUUUCCAAAUUCUAGCGGACCAUACUUUUCUGUUGUGAAAUAUAACUCCUUUAUCUGAUCUAGUUACUUGCUUUCUUGAUACGUCAAUAACAUGAGAGUGAGCGGUCUUUUUGCAACAAUCUCAUGAACACAAAUUGGAUUGCCAUUUUGUUUUACCAUAUCUAUUUCCGGA
Morus notabilis is the source of this 523-nucleotide messenger RNA. Its product is annotated as general transcription and DNA repair factor IIH subunit TFB5. Gene Ontology annotation, cellular component: transcription factor TFIIH core complex; transcription factor TFIIH holo complex. Gene Ontology annotation, biological process: nucleotide-excision repair; transcription by RNA polymerase II; transcription initiation at RNA polymerase II promoter. The transcript is spliced from 3 exons. The record is from RefSeq and is a predicted model, not a curated record. NCBI's taxonomy places the organism in Eukaryota, Viridiplantae, Streptophyta, Magnoliopsida, Rosales, Moraceae. The coding region runs from base 95 to 307 and encodes 70 amino acids.